Molecule: messenger RNA, 519 nt
Organism: Tachyglossus aculeatus (Australian echidna)
Lineage: Eukaryota; Metazoa; Chordata; Mammalia; Monotremata; Tachyglossidae
Product: olfactory receptor 14A2-like
Exons: 2
Coding region: 1-519 (172 amino acids)
Biological process (GO): G protein-coupled receptor signaling pathway
Cellular component (GO): membrane
Molecular function (GO): olfactory receptor activity
Source: RefSeq, a predicted model, not a curated record
AUGGCGGUCUCCUCCUGGUUCAGAGGGGCCCUGUUUGGGGUAUUGUAUACAGCUUCGACUUUCUCCCUGAGUUUCUGUGGGUCCAAUAUCGUCGAGCAAUUCUUCUGUGACGUCCCCUCCCUGCUGAAGAUCUCCUGCUCAGAGGACCACGUCGCCAUCAAUGUGAGCAUCACUGGUGGGGUAGCUUUAGGUGUUGUCUGCUUUGUCUUGAUCGUCAUCUCCUAUGUGUGCAUCUUCCGGGCCGUGCUGAGGAUGCCAGCCGCUGAGGGUCGGGCCAAAGCUUUCUCUACUUGCUUGCCCCACCUCGGUGUCGUCACCAUCUUCCUCUCUACGGCCUUCAUCUCCUACCUCAAGCCCGUGUCCGACUCCUCCUCAGUUCUGGACCUGCUAGUGUCUGUGCUCUACACCGUGGUGCCCCCCACCCUAAACCCCCUCAUAUACAGCCUGAUGAACCGGGACGUUUCUGACCGUGGGGGUAUCUAUAUAAAGAGCUAUCCAAAGAGAAUGUCCAGCGCCUGA